Oncorhynchus nerka (sockeye salmon) is the source of this 1618-nucleotide messenger RNA. Its product is annotated as nucleolar protein 58-like. Bases 114 to 1565 code for a protein of 483 amino acids. Gene Ontology annotation, molecular function: snoRNA binding. The record is from RefSeq and is a predicted model, not a curated record. The transcript has 11 exons. Lineage: Eukaryota; Metazoa; Chordata; Actinopteri; Salmoniformes; Salmonidae. Gene Ontology annotation, cellular component: box C/D methylation guide snoRNP complex; small-subunit processome.
GUGAGGCACACAGAUCACCGCGUGGAACACAUUCCCGUUGGAACUGCGACUAGCGAAGGCUUUCUAGGAGAUAAGUUUGUUUCGGGUUUAAACUUGGUGAAAAAGCGUCAGAGAUGCUUGUUUUAUUUGAAACCGCUGCUGGUUAUGCAAUAUUUAAAGUCCUCGAUGAGUCAAAGCUCCAAGAGGUGGACAGUUUAUGGAAGGAGUUCGAAACUCCGGAGAAGGCCAACAAAGUAGUGAAGUUGAAGCACUUUGAGAAAUUCCAGGACACAACAGAGGCCUUGGCAGCGGCCACGGCCAUGACGGAAGGGAAGAUGGGGAAGAGUCUGAAGAAGGUCCUGAAGAAAGUGGUGGCUAAAGAAGCUCAUGAACAGCUGGCCAUCAGCGACGCUAAGCUGGGGGGCGUCAUCAAGGAGAAGUUGAACCUGAGCUGUGUCCACAGCCCUGCGGUGGCAGAGCUGAUGAGAGGCAUCAGGACACAGAUGGAGUCCCUGAUCACUGGGCUGCCCCCCCGGGAGAUCAGCGCCAUGUCUCUGGGACUGGCUCACAGUUUGUCCCGCUACAAGCUGAAGUUCAGCCCUGACAAAGUGGAUACCAUGAUCGUUCAAGCUAUCUCUCUGCUGGAUGACCUGGACAAGGAGCUCAACAACUACAUCAUGCGCUGUAGGGAGUGGUACGGCUGGCACUUCCCUGAGGUGGGGAAGAUCAUCACUGACAACCUGGCCUACUGCAAGAGUGUCCGGAAGAUAGGCGCUCGUACCAACGUGGCAACCACCGACCUGUCUGAGCAUCUCCCCGAGGAGGUGGAGGCAGAGGUCAAACUGGCUGCAGAGAUCUCCAUGGGAACGGAGGUGUCAGAGGAGGACAUCGGCAACAUCAUGCACCUGUGUGACCAGGUGAUAGAGAUUACAGAGUACCGCACCCAACUGUACGACUAUCUGAAGAACAGGAUGAUGGCUAUCGCUCCCAACCUGACUGUCAUGGUGGGGGAACUGGUAGGGGCACGGCUCAUCUCUCACGCUGGGUCCCUGUUGAACCUGGCCAAGCACCCGGCCUCCACAGUCCAGAUCCUGGGAGCAGAGAAGGCCCUGUUCAGAGCCCUGAAGACGCGCAGAGACACGCCCAAAUAUGGUCUCAUCUACCACGCCUCUCUGGUGGGACAGACCUCGGCCAAGAACAAGGGCAAGAUCAGAAGAAUCAGUGGAACAGGCAAAGCCAUGGCGAAGUCUGACAAAUACCAACACAAGAGUGACGUGAAGGUGUACGACCCCUCCGGAGACUCCACCCUCCCCUCUGUUUCCAAGAAGAGGAAGUUUGAGGAGGUGGAGGAGGAAGAGGUGGCCACACCGGUGACAGUCAAAACAAAGAAACCCAAGAAAGAACCUGUGGAAGAACCAGAGGCUUCAACGGCAGCAGAAGAAACUCCCAAGAAGAAGAAAAAGAAGUCUAAGAAAGCCGAGGAGGACGUAAAGGAAGAGGAAGAGGAGGCGACCGUCUCUCCCACAGAGGAAUCGUCAAAGAAGAAGAAGAAGAAGAAAAAGGUCAAGGAGGAAGAGGGAGAUUAAUCUGGUUGGGGAGAAACUGUAUUAUAUUAGAACUUUUAGUUGUGGUUGUAUCU